AUGUCCGCCCAACUCGCAGGUGCCUGCGGCGACUGCUGCGUCAAGACCGUCCACCACAUCGGCGUGGCGCGCGGCGAGGCCGUCGAGAUCGCCGGCGUGCGCACCUACACCGUCACCCCCGCCGCCUUGGGACAAAAGCUCGAGGGCCACGGCAAGGGCGUCAUCCUCUACUUCUCCGACAUCUUCAGCGCGUUCUACCUCAACGCGCAGCUCACGAUGGACUACUUUGCCGAGAACGGUUACACGGUGUUAGGUAUCGACUACCUGAACGGAGAGAGCGCGCUCCACCUCAGCGACCCGAUGACGGAGUGGACGGCGUGGGUCGAGCCGCACGUCAAGCGCGCCCCCGAGGUGACCAAGCCCUGGCUCGAGGAGGUCCGCAAGCAAUACGCGGGCGCGAAGUUCUUCUCCAUCGGGAACUGCUUCGGGGCGCCGUUCGUGAUGAACGUGCUCGCGCAGGACUGGGUGACCGCAGGCGCGUUCGCGCACCCGACGUACCUCACUGAGGACCAUUUCAGGCGUGUGAAGCGUCCCCUGUUGAUGCUUGUUCCCGAGGAUGACUACCUGUUCCCCACCGCGAGCCGACGCCGUGCGGUCGACAUCCUCGUCGAAGAAAAGAAGGACUACAGCCUCGUUGUGUACGGCGGAUUGGAGCACGGGUUCGCCACACGCGGAGAUCCGAGCGUGCCAAACCAGAGGUGGGGCAAGGAGCACGCGGCGCUCAGCGCGCUGGCCUGGUUCGACCAUCAUAGGAGUGUCAACGCCGCCUGA
Molecule: messenger RNA, 771 nt
Organism: Epithele typhae
Lineage: Eukaryota; Fungi; Basidiomycota; Agaricomycetes; Polyporales; Epitheliaceae
Product: alpha/beta-hydrolase
Exons: 7
Coding region: 1-771 (256 amino acids)
Molecular function (GO): hydrolase activity
Source: RefSeq, a predicted model, not a curated record